AUGAGAAGCAGGCAUGAGCUGCUGAAGCUUUCCUCUAAUGAGGCCCUGCUGGGACUCCUGCUCGUGUUGUUGCUGGGAUUGCAUGUCCUAGCCGUGUGCCCCUCCGUGUGCUCCUGCAGCCAAAGCCACAGGGAGGUGGACUGCUCCUGGAGGGGUUUGAGACAGUUGCCCGAUGGCCUGCAGCACAACCUGCAUUCCCUUAACUUGUCCCAUAACCGGUUCCACAACCUUGACGACCAGCUCUCCUCACAAUCUCACCUCCGCAUCCUCGAUUUGUCUCAUAACCGGCUGAGUCACCUGCCCACCAGCCUGCCUCGUUCCCUCUGGCAGCUCUAUGCCGCCUCCAACCGCAUCCAUUUGCUGGACAAGAAUGAUACAGUCUACCAGUGGAAUCUGCGAACGCUUGACCUCUCCAGCAACAACCUGGAGCGGGCCAUCUUCAUCAACAACACUCUGAUCAAUCUGUGCACGCUCAACCUGAGCUACAAUCACUUCUGGACUUUGCCCACCAACAUGCCUGUACACCUGGAGAUUAUUGACCUGUCCCAUAACUUACUUGUGAAGGUGCUACCAGGAUCUUUGGACCGCCUUUCCAGAUUAACUUACUUCUAUCUGCACGCUAACCGCUUUUCCACGCUGCCCUCCGGAGUGUUGGACAAGACGACAUCACUUAGACUCAUCACUCUGGGCGACAACCCUUGGGACUGUCACCUUUAUGCCGACAUAAGCUACUUACUUUCUUGGAGUCAGCGUACCCCUGCCCGUGUCCUGGGCUGCCCCUGUCACACCCAGCCUGUCUGUGGAGGGUUACGCCCUAGCAGGACUGGAGGCUGGCACUUUGCCUCCUAUAACCUGCCCCCACUGGCAGCGAGUGCACAGGAAAUGAGCACCAUGCCCCAUGAGGCUAGGGUCACCGGGUGGUGGUACAUGUCUGUUUCUGCUCUGCUAAGUACCACUAAGGAGACCUUGAGCACACAGCACCACACUUUCACAACCACACCUAUCAGCAUCUCCUCCCUGCCAGUCAGAACCACAGGCACCCACCUAACUAUAAAUCACCUUUCUGCCACCACUAGCCCAGCUGCUGCAGAUCACAUGCUCCACACGGAUUCUAAUUUCAUCUCUGGCACAGAGAAAACCUCUCCCAGUGACUCACUCCACACCACUGACACAUCCGCAAUUUCCGACACAAGCUUCAUCGCUAAAACGCCCAUCAGAGCUUACAUGACGCUUCCCACGGACCGAUUCUUCACAACAGAGAGUCCUUCCAUCCGAACAAAGAAGACAACCACUCUUCGUACCAGGAGUGUGAGGAGGCAGAAUCAGUCCCCUCCUAGUGGCAUCGGCAACAGCAGCCCGGCCCACGCUACCUGCUCCUCUCUCACUUUCCUACAUAACCUGGGGCUUCUGUCUCUCAUUCUGCAACAUGUAUUUUGA
Molecule: messenger RNA, 1437 nt
Organism: Scomber scombrus (Atlantic mackerel)
Lineage: Eukaryota; Metazoa; Chordata; Actinopteri; Scombriformes; Scombridae
Product: oligodendrocyte-myelin glycoprotein-like
Exons: 2
Coding region: 1-1437 (478 amino acids)
Biological process (GO): neuron projection regeneration
Molecular function (GO): protein binding
Source: RefSeq, a predicted model, not a curated record